UUGUGUUGACAGGAGCGGCGGCAGGAGUUGUCAGCGGAGCAGUAGCAAGCUUCAUCGAACCCGAAUGGAGUAAUCACAAAGCUAACAGGCGUCUCUUUUUUUAAUUCAGAAGCUCUGUUUAUACCAUUUAGACCACGACCAUGGCAGAUGACCAGUCCUCUCAGCCCUGGUCCAUCGACAAGGAUGACUAUGAACUCAAUGAGGUGAUAGGAAGUGGAGCCACUGCAGUUGUCCAGGCAGCUUACUGCAAGCCGAGAAAGGAGAAGGUGGCCAUCAAACGCAUCAACCUGGAAAAGUGUCAGACUAGCAUGGAUGAGCUUCUGAAAGAGAUUCAGGCUAUGAGCCAGUGCCACCAUCCAAACAUCGUGUCUUAUUAUACCUCCUUUGUGGUGAAGGAUGAGCUGUGGCUGGUGAUGAAGCUGCUCAGUGGUGGCUCGGUGCUGGACAUCAUCAAGCACAUCAUCUCUCGCGGUGAGCAUAAGACCGGUGUGUUGGAUGAGGCCUGUAUCGCCACCAUUCUGAAAGAAGUCUUGGAGGGGCUCGAGUACCUCCACAAAAACGGGCAGAUUCAUCGUGAUCUAAAGGCUGGAAAUAUUCUUCUCGGGGAUGAUGGCUCUGUGCAGAUAGCUGACUUUGGUGUGAGUUCCUUUCUAGCAACAGGUGGAGACAUGACGAGGAACAAGGUUCGGAAGACGUUUGUGGGGACGCCGUGCUGGAUGGCCCCAGAAGUCAUGGAGCAGGUCCGUGGCUAUGACUUCAAAGCUGACAUCUGGAGUUUUGGGAUAACUGCUAUUGAACUGGCGACUGGGGCAGCACCAUAUCACAAAUACCCACCAAUGAAGGUGCUGAUGCUGACUUUGCAAAACGACCCUCCCUGCCUGGAGACGGGUAUUACAGAUAAGGAAAUGGUGAAGAAGUACGGAAAAUCGUUCAGGAAGAUGCUCUCUCUGUGUUUACAGAAAGAUCCUGAAAAAAGGCCAACUGCUGCUGAGUUGCUGAAGCACAAAUUCUUCACAAAAGCCAAGAACAAUGAGUUCCUACAUGAGAAGCUCCUGUAUAAGGGUCCAACAAUAACAGAGCGAUCUAAAAAGGUGCGUCGUGUGCCUGGCUCAAGCGGGCGUCUCCAUAAAACGGAGGAUGGUGGCUGGGAGUGGAGCGAUGACGAGCUGGAUGAGGAGAGCGAGGAGGGCAAAGCUGCUGUAGCAGCUCUGCGGUCACCAAGAGUGAAGGAUGGGCCCCAGAAUAUGGAGCUUUUCCCACCAGCAGAUGGCUCCAGUGCACAUCUGCAGCCGCCUGGCGUGGCACAUGAGAGAUCUGCGAAUACAGGUCCAACAGGAGAAGACGUGGCACCACAGGCUCCCGCUCAGACAGCGAGCCCUUCACACGGGCCUGCUGUUCAGGAUCCAGCUGCCUCGUCCAGCGUUCCCAUCAGUCUCGUCCUGAGACUGAGGAAUUCCAAGAAGGAGCUCAAUGACAUCAGAUUUGAGUUCAUGCCUGGCAGAGACUCUGCUGAUGGAGUUUCUCAGGAGUUGGUCUCAGCUGGUCUGGUUGAUGGAAGGGACUUAGUCAUUGUUGCUGCCAAUUUGCAAAAGAUUGUUGAUGAUCCACACAGUAACAAAAAUGUGACCUUUAAACUGGCGUCUGGAGUGGAAGAGUCUGAAAUUCCCGAUGAUAUUAAACUCAUUGGAUUUGCGCAGCUCAGUAUCAGUUAAGUCUAACCAGAGCCAGAUACAAAGGACAGAAAUAAAUGGUAUGGCACAGCUGCAUUGUAGUCAAUUCCAAAAACCACUUCUGCCAAAGGGAGGAGGGGGAGGAAAUGAUGAAGAGAAGGAGGCAUAAGCCUGGUAGGAGUGUAACACUACUGCAGCAUGCAUGAGGACCACAUUGAGGGGGUUCAGUUCAUCACAGGAGUCACACUUGAAAAGUUUACAGUGCGCUUAUACGAGGGGGAAGAGAUGCAAUCAGAUAUCAGUUCCUAAUUUCUUUGUUUCCAUUCUUUGUCUUCAUACACAAGCACAAUCCAAGCCGUCUCCUGCCAGUACUGGAAACGAUUGCCUUUUAUUGUUUUAUAAAAAACAAACAAACAAUUAACUGUGCCACAAAACUCUGAAGUGUCGUGCCACCUUUGUGUGGCACUUUAUGAUACAUUGAAAUUAAAAAUCAAGUUCAGCCUUAGUUACUUUAGACUUUACCAGUGUAACUGGUGGAAGUUUGUGUACUCUGUGUAUUUCACAUGUACGCCUAAGAAAAUCCCCGUAAUAUCGAUACAGAUAUCUGUCGUAGCAUAGGGUUUUGUUUUUUUUUUUGUUUGUUUUUGAAAGUCCAUAAAUUCCGUUGAACUUUUACCUGUUAUGUCAAAAAGGGUCCAGCAGUGUGAUCAGUUCUUUCCUCCGCAGUAUCUGUGGUGGUUUUGUCAAAACGUAACCAAGGAUUUUAAGCUCUAACUGCACUGCUUAAAUCAGCUGUAGCCCCUCUGUCCCACACCACCUCUCACAGUACCACACUCGGUCAGUUGGCAUUUAUCCCAGGGUAUUAAAGACACAUUGUUUUCACAGGUUGAGGGAAUGCCUGAUGUUCUUGUACUAUGCAAUAGCUGUUUUCUUUUUUCACGGUAUGUGGUCACUGGUUACUAAUCAUUUCAUUUAUGUUGGAUACAUUUUCGUUCUUUUUUUCGUACCUCAUAAGGAGUUCAUAACGAGUCAACCAGCCAAACUGACAUCGCUAAGAGCCCAUUGUAAGAUUUAACAUAUCCACAGACACGGGUAAUGACUGCUUUGUUUUUUUUAUUUCCCUUUAAGAUAUCAUCGAAUCUCACAGUAGCUGAUUUAACAGCUCUUACAAAUCCCAGAUGCUGGUUUUGAGUGCUGAUGAACUUCUGUAAAGGUGCGCAUACUCAAAAAGUGAACAUCUUCCAAAGUGAAAUACAGCUUAGAAGGGGAAGAAAGCUAGCCAUUCAGAUAGCUAUUGGCUUAUUUGCCUCCACCCCAGUACAAUGGAGAUGAAUGGGAUUCUGCUUUCAAGCACUGAUUGAUGGCAUUGCUGCUUCAUCAGUGGCUGGCAUGAAAUUUACUACAUGUAUAUUCUUAUAUAUUCUGUACACACUCGUGGUCCUCAAAGUUUUUAUUUUCUUGGUCAAAUGUUUUGGCAUCAUCUCGAUUGGCACGAGAGUUUACAAAGCAGCUGCUUGGCAUUCUUGUUUUGUUUAAAUGAUCUCAGACCACUAUUACAUUGGAUUGUCACUAAAUUUGGCACAGGUAUUAAGGACUCCUUGGCCGCUCUGCUCCUGGUCUUUUCCUCUUGUUUCAUUAUCUGGUCCAAGUUUCAGUUUGUCUGGUACUUAAUGUUUUAACACGAACACUCAUCACAAACACACUGAGAAGGUGAGCAUGGUUGAUACACUUGUUAAAAACAUGUUAGAAUGUGGGAUAAAGGUGUCACCAUAAUACUGGUAAUGUUUUAAUAAUACACAAUUGUGAUGUAAAUAAUUGCAGCUUUGCUCAGUUAUUUUGCAGAUUCUUUAUACUUCCCUACACUCGUAUUUUGAGUCUUACUCAUUUGCCAAAACACAAUAAAUCAAUGACAGCAUUAUCUUGGUUUGUUUUUGGUUUUUGGUUUUUUCCCCAAAAUUCUUUGGCCAGCGUGUUUAUUGUUACAGCCUUGCUAGCUGUGAGCAUGACUUGAAUUGAACAAACUUCACUAAGUCACUCGUGUUUAGGGGCAGCAGGAAUACGGACAAAUUUUAUCAAAAGCUCUACAAAAAAACCAAAAAACAAACCAAAAAACCUGACCGCCACCAAAAAUAUUCCCAACACUGGAUAUAGCAACCUUUUAAAAAAUCAUUGGAAACUUUUGUCGUCACUGGGCAAGUUGUUUCUGUACUGUAGUGUCUUUGCUUUAUGAACACCAAGUCACUCAUUACUCCCAGUGUAGCUCUGUGGUGGUUUUGUACCAUGUGCAGAGGGCUGUGACACAGCUCUUAGUGCAAGGACUGAUGUAAAUGGUGUAUGUUAACAUUUUGUAACUGUACAUAUGAUGGCAACUUCACGCACUGUCGCACAAACAUGAGGUUUGUAUGUAAUGAUGUCGUUGCAUUGAUUGUUGAAGUGUAUAUGUCAGAUUAAAGGAACAUAUUACUUGUAAAUAUUGAUUAAAGGCAAACAGAUUGAGACUCAUCAUGUUCAGUACGCAGAAUUCAGUUUGUUUUGUAGUGUUUUCCACUGUUGGCCUUUGCCGGAGCAUCACUAAUCAUGUGUGGAUUAUUCCAUUGGUUCAUAUGUUAACAUGCAGAUUUUUUUAAAAUUACAUUGGGCUUGAAAUCACACUCUGCUUUGAUGUCAUGAUAUGUAGUGUUUCCUCACGGAAGCCAGUUACAGGCUGAUUGAUAGAUAAUUUUAACUAGACGAUGAGUGGCACAGGUUACCCUUCCCUCUGUUUGUAUGUGUGAUUUGGUCAUUAAAUGGUUGCUUAUCAAAGACUUUCUAAACAUCUUCCUUAUAGUUUACUUUAAAAAAAAGUCAUUCUGCCUCUUAUGAGGCCACUUGAUGAUUAGUAUUAUUUUUAAUCAAUUGAUUGGCAAGUACGUAUGAACUUCUUGUUUUACAGAUCAAUACCUAUAUUUUUAAAAAAAAUAUACGCUUAAUCAUAAAAUGUGUACAUCCACCCAUGCUUAGUUUGAAGAGUAUUUGUGAUGAGAUGCAAUGGUGAUUUACCAGUUUGAUACAUUGUCAGUAAAAUUUCAGCACAUGCAAGCUGAUUGUUGUUUUUGUUUUGUUUUUGUUUUUUAUUUUAUUUUAGUUGUUGAAUAAAGUCACAUGAUGGUAUUCAA
Oreochromis aureus is the source of this 4825-nucleotide messenger RNA. Its product is annotated as serine/threonine-protein kinase OSR1-like. The coding region runs from base 141 to 1712 and encodes 523 amino acids. Gene Ontology annotation, molecular function: ATP binding; protein serine/threonine kinase activity. NCBI's taxonomy places the organism in Eukaryota, Metazoa, Chordata, Actinopteri, Cichliformes, Cichlidae. The record is from RefSeq and is a predicted model, not a curated record. Gene Ontology annotation, biological process: protein phosphorylation. The transcript has 17 exons.